AUUUUAAUUAACUAUAAACCCAAUUAAUAAUACUAAUCUCCAUCCACUCAAAACACACCUUUCCUACCUCUACAAUUUGAAACCCCCUCACACCUCAGUCAAACAUUUAAUUAAAUUUGAAUCUUAGUAACUCUUCAGUUACUCAUUCACUCAACCUUAACCUUGGUUGUAUUUUUAUAUAUCCAUUAAAAGACACGUGUCACAAUAUAAUUGGUUCAACCAUCUCCUAUAAAUUAACCAAAAUCAAAUCCAAACAUAACUCUACAACAUUUGCUUCAACUUGUUAAGGUAAAAGAAACAGUGAGGAAGAAGAAGAAGAUGAGUGAAAUUACUACGAAGAAUCAACCGUCAAAGACACACUGGUGGUGGCUUGAUGAGCACACCGCGGUUAGAAGAUCACCAUGGCUUCAAUCUACACUCACUGAGCUGAAUGAGAAGACAAAGGCAAUGUUAAAGUUAAUUGAAGAAGAUGCAGAUUCCUUUGCUCAACGAGCUGAGAUGUUUUACAAGAAGAGACCGGAGCUUGUGAGCAUGGUUGAAGAUUUCUACAAGAUUCACCGCUUGUUAGCUGAGCGGUAUGAUCAAGUUCGGCCUGAAGCUGGAAUUCGCCUACUCCCUCCUUCUGCUCGCUUGAUGCAUUCUCAAUCAGAGAAGUUGAUGAGUUUUGAUUAUCGUGGUUAUGAUAGCUAUUCUGAGAAUUGUGACGUGGAGGAAUCUGUGGAAUCGGAAAUUGAUGAUCCUGAGCAUGAAGGGGAAGUUCGGUCUGCGGCUCCAAAUGAAGUGACAAAGUUGUUGAAAGACAUUGAAAGAGUCGGUGAAGUGAAGAAGACUGAUAAGGAUCAAAUCAAGCAGAAAGAUGAGAUUCUUGAUGAAGUAAUGAUGUUGAGGGAAGAAAUCGAACGACUCAGAAAAGAAAAAGAAGCACAUAAAGAUGAACUCGCGCAGAAAGAUAUCAUUUUUAAUGAUGUAGUAUUGAAUUUGAGGGAAGAAAUAGAACAACUCAAAAAGGAUAAUAAAACAACGAACAAUGAAGUUCGUCAAAAAAAUAUCAUCCGCAGCGAAGUAAUGAAGUUAAAGGAAGAAAUAGAGCGACUGAGAAAAGAGAAUGAAGCUCAAAAGGAAGAAAUCAAGAAGAAAGAUAGCAUUUCCAAUGAAGUAAUGAAAUUGAGGACAGAGUUAGAAAGAUGCAAGAAAGACAAUAAAGCUCAAAACGAUGAACUCAAGAAGAAAGAUAGCAUUUCCAAUGAAGUGAUGAAAUUGAGGAAAGAAUUAGAAAGACGCAAGAAAGAGAAUAAAGCUCAAAACGAUGAACUCAAACAUAAAGACACCAUUCGCGAUGAACUAACGAUGUUGAAGGAAGAGAGGGAAAGUUUUAGAGAAGAGAAUAAGACACAGAAAAUCGAUCUCAAGCGGAAAGACCAAGAGAAGAUAGAGGUGAUAAGACAACUAAGUUCAACAAUAGAUUUGCUGAAGCAAGAGAAUGUAAAGCUGAAAAGCUUCAUCGCCAAGGAAUCCGCCAAGAAAUGGAAGACACCAUUCGAGUUCGAUAAACUAAUCGAAACAUUUUCAGGCAAGUUGUUUAAGGGAGGUCCUAGGAGAAUUAAGCCAAGUGUUGUAGCUCUCUAGAUAUGGUUCAAAAUUUUAAAAUACUAUAGUAGUUCUUUAAAACAAUAGUAUAAAGAUAAAUCAUUUUCACCAAUA
Lathyrus oleraceus (garden pea) is the source of this 1701-nucleotide messenger RNA. Its product is annotated as protein NETWORKED 3A. The record is from RefSeq and is a predicted model, not a curated record. Gene Ontology annotation, cellular component: vacuolar membrane. The transcript has 3 exons. NCBI's taxonomy places the organism in Eukaryota, Viridiplantae, Streptophyta, Magnoliopsida, Fabales, Fabaceae. Gene Ontology annotation, molecular function: actin binding. The coding region runs from base 319 to 1626 and encodes 435 amino acids.